CACUUCUAUUGUACUCACAAGCAACUCAAAUCUUCACUAGCUUAAAAACUAUUUGAGUCCAUAGAUCAAUACAUACAAAUUACAAUACACAUAAUGUCUUCUUCUCAAGCUUCCCAAGGAUCAGCAAGUUCAUGGACUGCUAAGCAAAACAAAGCAUUUGAGAGGGCAUUGGCAGUGUACGACAAGGACACCCCAGACCGUUGGUCCAACGUUGCUAAGGCUGUUGGAGGGAAUAAAACUGCUGAAGAUGUCAAAAGACAUUAUGAAGUACUUAUCCAUGAUAUCAUGUUCAUUGAGAGUGGUGGUGUGCCCUUCCCAAACUAUAAGACCACUCGUGGACGUACUAAUACCAAUUAAUUAAUUAGCUAUAUAAGGAUUUGGCAAAUCUUUGGAUCCGAGAUAAAGAAACGAGGUAUAAAAGGAGGAUGCAACCUCAAUUAAGCUACUCUAUAUGACACAACUUUUGCUUGCAAGAAAGUAACCUUACUACUAGCUAUUAUAUAUAAUAAUAAUAAUAAUAAUAAUAAUAAUAAUAAUAAUAAUAAUAAUAAUUAGAAUAUCACAUUUUCUUCUUGAAAAUUAAUUCAAGUGAAGUGUACGUAGAUUAAUUUCUUUGUACGUCCAACUUAAUACUACGUAGUAUUUUUGUUAUUGUUAUGAAUUUCAUGGAUGUACUAUAUGAAGGAAGCAUUUGAAUUCCUUCUACUUUGUAAUAAAAUUCAUGUUUGAUCUCUUUCUAUAAAACGUGCCUUUUAAUA
This is a messenger RNA of Capsicum annuum, 758 nucleotides long. Its product is annotated as protein RADIALIS-like 1. The record is from RefSeq and is a predicted model, not a curated record. NCBI's taxonomy places the organism in Eukaryota, Viridiplantae, Streptophyta, Magnoliopsida, Solanales, Solanaceae. Bases 94 to 357 code for a protein of 87 amino acids. Gene Ontology annotation, molecular function: DNA-binding transcription factor activity. The transcript has 2 exons.